Messenger RNA from Lathyrus sativus (Indian pea), 2949 nucleotides. Lineage: Eukaryota; Viridiplantae; Streptophyta; Magnoliopsida; Fabales; Fabaceae. The record is from the annotation of a GenBank genome assembly.
AUGGGGGUUAUGUCGAGGCGGGUUGUGCCUGCCUGUGGUAACCUCUGUUGCGUUUGUCCUGCUCUCCGUGCUAGCUCGAGACAACCGGUGAAGCGAUACAAGAAAUUGUUGGCUGAUAUUUUCCCCCGCAAUCAGGAGGCUGAACCCAAUGAUAGAAAAAUUGGGAAGCUAUGUGACUAUGCAUCUAAAAAUCCACUGAGAAUUCCUAAGAUUACCGAUAACUUGGAGCAAAUGUGUUACAAGGAUUUGCGUAAUGAAGUCUUUGGUUCAGUGAAAGUUGUCUUGUGCAUAUACAGGAAACUCCUAUCGUCAUGUAAGGAGCAGAUGUCACUUUUUGCGGGUAGUUUAUUAGAGAUUAUUCGGACUCUUCUAGAACAAACUCGAAUGGAUGAAAUCAGGAUUUUAGGAUGCAACACUCUUUCUGAUUUUAUAGAUUGUCAGACAGAUGGUACAUACAUGUUCAACUUAGAAGGUUUUAUUCCUAAGCUAUGUCAAUUGGCUCAAGAAAUGGGGGAAGAUGAACGCACUCUAUGUCUCCGUUCAGCUGGACUACAAGCUCUAUCCUAUAUGGUGCGUUUCAUGGGUGAGCAGUCACAUCUUUCACUGGAUUUGGAUGAAAUCAUGCUAGUGACUUUGGAGAAUUACAUGGGUUUUCAAUCUAACUCCAAUCUCCCCAAAGAACAUAAACUGAGUUCAAUGUCCCUGGACCAGUUAGAACAUGAAUUUCCCAAAGAGGACUGCUCCUCGACAGAUAUCUCCAAGAAGGAUCAUUUGUGGCUGAAACUCGUGGCAGGGGCUGGGAUGGACUCUAUGUUGGAUACUGCUAAAGAUCCAGCAUAUUGGUCAAAGGCUUGCUUGUAUAAUAUGGUCAAACUGGCAAAGGAAGCUACAACUCUGCGGCGUGUCCUUGAACCUCUUUUUCAUUAUUUCGAUACUCAAAAUCAAUGGUCAUCUGAAAAAGGAGAGGCUACCCGUGUUUUGACGUAUUUACAAUCUCUUUUAGAAGAUUCAGGACAUAACUCCUAUCUUCUGUUGUCUAUUUUGGUCAAGCACUUGGAUCAUAAGAAUGUUUCCAAGCAGCCCAUCCUUCAGAUUAAUAUUACUAACACCACAACACAACUUGCACAAAAUGUGAAGCAGCAUGCUUCAGUUGCAAUAAUUGGUGCAAUAUCCGACCUUAUUAAACACUUAAGAAAGUGCCUACAAAAUUUAGCUACAGCUUCCAGUAUUGGGAAUGACGAGUAUAAGUUGAAUACUGAACUUCAAUCUGCCUUAGAAAUAUGUAUAUUGCAACUUUCAAACAAGGUUGGGGAUGUAGGGCCCGUCCUUGAUUUGAUGGCUGUGGUAUUAGAGAAUAUCUCAACUACGACCAUUGUAGCAAGAACAACAAUCUAUGCCAUUUAUCAAACUGCAAAGUUAGUUACAUCCAUCCCUAAUGUGUCAUAUCACAAGAAGGCUUUUCCUGAUGCCUUGUUUCAUCAAUUGCUCCUGGUGAUGGCUCAUCCUGACCACGAAACACGAAUUGGGGCGCACUCUGUCUUUUCCACAGUGCUUUCUCCCCAGUUAGACCAUAAAACAAUGAUGGCUCAGAAUGUACCAAAUGAGAGCUUCUCCAUUCAGCAUAAAAGCUUUUCAGGGGAAGAUCAGAUGAAUAGGAAACCUAUGGAAGGAAGGGCAGUAGUUGAUGUCAGCAGUAGGAAAUAUAGAGUCCUUCCAUACCGUGUUUACAGCUUCUCUGGUGCUCUAAAUCAUGGGAAUGAUGAGCUAAGUUCCUUUCGGUUAAGCAGCCACCAAGUAAGUCUCUUGCUUUCUUCAAUCUGGGUUCAGGCAACAUCAAUGGACAAUGGCCUGGAAAAUUUUGAGGCUAUGGCUCACACUUUUAGCAUUGCUUUAUUGUUCACUCGUUCGAAGACAUCCAGUUACAUGGCUUUAGUAAGAUGUUUCCAACUGGCAUUCUCCCUCAUGAGCAUCUCAUUGGACCAAGAAGGAGGUUUGCAGCCAUCUCGCAGGAGGUCUCUUUUUACCUUGGCAUCGUACAUGCUUAUAUUCUCUGCCAGGACAGGCAAUUUCCCUGAGCUAAUUCCAAUAGUUAAAGCAUCCCUGAUACAUUCAACUGUAGAUCCUUUUCUUGAGUUGGUCGAUGAUGUCAGGCUGCAGGCUGUUAAUAUAGAAUCAGAGAAGAUAAUCUAUGGAUCUCAAGAAGAUGAGGUUGCUGCUAUUGAGUCACUUUCGGCCGUAGAAUUGGAUGAUCAGCAGUUGAAAGAAAAUGUAAUCUCGUACUUCCUGACUAAAUAUUCAAAACUACCGGAGGAUGAGUUGUCAAGCAUAAAGAAACAACUUACACAGGGGUUUUCUCCCGAUGAUGCAUAUCCAUCUGGACCUCCAUUAUUUGUUGAGACACCAAGUACAUGUUCUCCACUUGCUCAGAUUGAGUUUCCAGAUUUUGACGAGAUUGUGGCUUCGGUAGCUUUGAUAGAUGAAGAGACUGGGCCUGAACCAAGUGGAAGUCAGACAGACUGCAAAUCACCACUAUCUUUCAAUAACCUUACCAUUUUAAGUGUUAAUCAACUCUUAGAAUCGGUUUUGGAAACCGCGCGACAAGUCGCUAGUUUCCCUAUUUCUGCAAAUCCUGUACCAUAUGACCAAAUGAAGAACCAGUGUCAGGCCCUUGUAUCAGGGAAACAACAGAAAAUGUCAGUUCUUCACAGUUUUAAGCACCAACAGGAGACUAGAACAUUAAUUCUUUCUAGUGCAAAUGAAACAGAACUCACCUCUCUACCAAUUAAGACACUGGAUUAUUCAGAAGGUGAUCUGGAGUUAGUGAGCCAGGAGCAGUUACAGGCGCUGUAUCCAGUACACCCGUGUUCGUAUGACUAUAGACAACAUCAUUCUUUGAGACUACCACCGGCUAGCCCCUAUGAUAAAUUCUUGAAAGCUGCUGGAUGCUAA